UCCGAGCAGCGGAGGCAGACAUGAGGCAGUGGUGAGUGCCCGGCGGAGAGCUGCGGAGCUGAAAUGAAGCGCACACGCGGAGCGGCUCACACCGUGCAGUUCCGUGCGGCUCAGGAAGAGGCUCCGCGCCGCUCAAGCUGAAGGCUGCUCCGGCUGAGUGAAGGGCUCCGUCCAUGCGGAGGCUAGCGCUCAUUCUGCUGCCCUGUGCUGUCGCCGUCCUGGUGCACUUGUGGUUGGCACAACGACCCUCCUCCACCCCGCCGGACAAGAUCACAUACUCGGAUGAGGCAUUACCUUUCUAUGAAGUUUUGGUGGGAGUGCUGUCAGCGCGACACCAUUAUGAACUGCGACAAGCGAUAAGGGAGACUUGGCUGGGCUACCUCCGAGAUCACCCCCACUUCCAGCACAGAGUGGGGGUGAAGUUUAUUGUGGGCAAACAUGGCUGUCCCAUUCCAGAGGAGGACAGAGAGGAUGCUUACUCUUGCUCCCUGCUCAACUUCACUGAACCAGUGGCAGGCCAGGAUGAAGAGAUAGAGAUCGUGACGGUGUCCGACCCCUCGGUGCUCGCCCCCUCUGACGUGUCGGCCAUCGCCCUGGAUUUCAAGGUCCUUCACCCGGUGGUGAUCACCAGGCUGGGGGUGUUUCCCAGCGGGACCCAGCCUGAGUUCCAGAGCAAUGUGACGGUGAAGCUUCUCCAGCUCGACCAGGAGGAGGCUGUGGUCACUGCUCGCUUCAGUGCCAUCAGCACAGGGACCAUGUUGAACGGGGUGUGGUACAAACCAGUGGAGCAGUUCAUCCUGCCCAAGGGCUUUGAGGGGACGCUGGUUUGGCAGAAUUUGGACUCUGCUGGACUGAGCAUAAUCAACUCGUCCUCCGUGCAGCUCAGUGAUGGAGGAGGUGUCCUCAAGAUCUCCUCUAUCGCAGAGGGCAUAUUGCCUCAUAGGAGCGCGCUUGGAUUUCCCGGUCUGGCUGGAGGGUUCACAUUUACUAUCUAUGAUGGAGAUGGCUUGUCGGGGCUCCUGCGGGGCCGCCCAGCCAGAAUGGAGCACCAUGCCUCCAGACUGAGGCAGGAGGACGCUGCCUUGCAGCAGGAGAGCCUCACGCACGGGGACAUGGUGUUUGUAGACGUGGUAGACACCUACAGGAACGUGCCUUCCAAACUGCUUCAGUUCUAUAAAUGGUCUGUGGGAAAUGCUGACUUUAAUCUGCUGCUGAAGACUGAUGAUGAUUGUUACAUCGAUGUGGACUCAGUAUUAAUGAAGAUUGACCACAAGGGUCUCAAGCGUCGCAAUUUCUGGUGGGGGAAUUUCAGGCAGAGCUGGGCAGUGGACCGCAUUGGGAAGUGGCAGGAGCUGGAGUACGCUAGUCCAGCCUACCCGGCGUUUGCCUGCGGCUCAGGCUAUGUGGUCUCUCGUGACCUGGUCCAGUGGCUCGCCAGCAAUGCAGAUAAACUGAAGGCCUACCAGGGCGAAGAUGUGAGCAUGGGGAUAUGGAUGGCAGCUGUUGGACCGCAGAAAUAUCAGGACCCCGGCUGGCUGUGUGAGAAGGAGUGCUACGUGGACAUGCUGUCGUCUCCCCAGCACACGGCCGAGGAGCUGCGCGUCCUCUGGGACAGGAAGAGGGCUUGCGGGGACCCCUGCGGUUGUCCCUGGGGCCACUAAAGCUGGCUCACACCGCGCUCACCAGGUGGCGCUGUGGGUAAAAUGCACUCAACACUAGAUGUCAGCUCAGUUUUUUUUUUUUUGGUUUCCUUAAAACCCCAAGCCAAGUCAUUUCAGACUUUUAUCAGUUAUUAUUAUAUGAUGAGAAAAAAAAACUAUAAGAUUUUUGAAAUGUUGGAAAAUCUUAAUCUUAAAAACUUUGAGACUGCAGGUUCUUAAUGUUAACAAAAAUACUGUGCCAACCAUUUGCAGCUUCAGAAUAUGUUAAACACUCUCAUUUAGCGGUAGCAUCUUAGCAGCACUUGUGUCAUGAGCUUAAUUCAAUUUGAGAAACGACAUUUGAGUUCAAUUUGGGAUUGAAAGCAUCGUGUCUGGAAAUGAAAAAUGAGGAGAAAGACUGGAUUAAAAGAUGUUUUAGUAAUGCAGUGUAAACUUUUUGGUAAACUGACAGGGACGGACAAGAGCCACGUGCAAUACCAGCGUGCGAUGGUCAUCGUGUACAGAAUCAUUGCUGUAAAACCUGAGUACUUUGUAAAAUAAUUAUCGGUACUUGAAUACUUGAAAGACUUAAAUGUUUUGAUUUUAAAAGGGACAUUUGAUGGAAUUUUAAAGAUUGCUUUACGUAGCUAUAUUUUGUAAAUUAUUGUCUUUUCAUCCCCUUCACUAUUUGUAGAUUUAUGACGAGCUUUCUCACACACACACACACACACACACUCUGUUUGUAUUGUAACUGUCGUUGUGCUAAUAGUGAUGUGGCCUUACUGUAUUUGUUAGGCAUCAUACUGUAUGUAUGUUAACACUUGAUGUGUGAUAUCCACACAGAUUUGAACUGGUGUAUUUGCAGCACACAUUUUUGGAACUUGACCAAGCAGUCAGAGUGACUGUGAAAUAGACUCACUUAGUUUAACACUGGUUUUAUGAAACCCUCUCACAGGAAAUAAAGAACACUUAAGAUUACUGA
This is a messenger RNA of Scatophagus argus, 2622 nucleotides long. RefSeq names its product beta-1,3-N-acetylgalactosaminyltransferase 2 (gene b3galnt2). Gene Ontology annotation, molecular function: hexosyltransferase activity. The transcript is spliced from 12 exons. Gene Ontology annotation, cellular component: membrane. The record is from RefSeq and is a predicted model, not a curated record. The coding region runs from base 174 to 1661 and encodes 495 amino acids. Lineage: Eukaryota; Metazoa; Chordata; Actinopteri; Scatophagidae.